Messenger RNA from Hermetia illucens (black soldier fly), 2535 nucleotides. It is a transcript of the gene ETHR, whose product is annotated as growth hormone secretagogue receptor type 1. Gene Ontology annotation, biological process: G protein-coupled receptor signaling pathway. Gene Ontology annotation, molecular function: thyrotropin-releasing hormone receptor activity. The record is from RefSeq and is a predicted model, not a curated record. The transcript is spliced from 6 exons. Bases 1 to 1623 code for a protein of 540 amino acids. Lineage: Eukaryota; Metazoa; Arthropoda; Insecta; Diptera; Stratiomyidae. Gene Ontology annotation, cellular component: plasma membrane.
AUGCUGUUGGAGUGUUUGCAAGUCAUUAACACGGAAUACUCAAGAACUCCUGGCGACAAAAGCUUCGGAUUGCCGGCCUCCAUCAUAACACAAUUACACAGUAAUGCGACAAAUGUGAUUGACCACCCUCCGCCAGCCCGGACAUCGGAUUACGGCGGCGGCGUGGGUGGCGGUGGGGUGGCAGUAGCAGCCACUACGACGAAUGCCACUGUUCCGGAUUACGUCACAUCCACGGACCUGUUCCACCUCUCGGCUCUUUUCAACGCAACUGAUUCCAAUCCGCUUCCGUCCAACGCCACGGCCAGCAAUCGAGAUGCCUUCGACGGCGGCGAACUUCCGCAGAUUCCCUCCUACAUCCGUGUGACCUCCAUGGUCUUCUGCAUCGCGAUAAUGGUUCUGGGAGUGAUUGGCAACAUAAUGGUGCCUCUUGUGAUUAUCAAAACGAAGGAUAUGCGGAACUCCACCAACAUCUUCCUCACGAACUUGAGCAUUGCCGACCUGCUCGUGUUGCUCGUCUGCACUCCCACCGUCCUUGUGGAAGUGAACACUAAGCCGGAGACUUGGGUCCUGGGACAGGAGAUGUGUAAAGCCGUGCCAUUUGUGGAGCUAACAGUUGCGCACGCCAGCGUUUUAACCAUUCUAGCCAUUUCGUUUGAGCGGUAUUAUGCAAUUUGCGAGCCGUUAAAGGCGGGAUACGUUUGCACUAAAACGAGGGCUCUGCUGAUUUGCUUUAUCUCUUGGACCAUUGCAGCACUCUUCACCAGCCCCAUUCUACUCUUUGCGGAAUACAAGUUCGAGGAAUACAUCGACGGAACGUACGUAGCUGUGUGUCUUACACAAGCCUCGAGUGGAUGGACAGCGGGAUUCUUUCUGAUGACAAUUUCUAUUUUUUUCGUUUUGCCCCUCAUUAUCUUAAUAGUAUUAUACGCUCUAAUAGCGCGUAACCUGAUCUCAAAACACGACGGAAUGGUAAAGAUAAGACCAAACAAACCAGAACUAAGUUAUAAAGCGAGGAAGCAGGUUGUUCUUAUGCUCGGAGCUGUUGUUCUCUCGUUCUUCUUGUGCCUGCUUCCGUUUCGGGUCCUUACCCUCUGGAUCAUAAUCGGGUCGCAUGAAGCGUUUAUGAAUAUAGGGAUAGAAGCAUAUUAUAAUAUUUUAUACUUCUGCCGGAUCAUGCUAUACAUUAACUCAGCAAUCAACCCGAUUCUAUACAAUAUUAUGUCAUCGAAGUUUCGUAAAGGCUUCUUGAAGCUGUGCUUCUGGUGGCAACCCUUCAACAGCAAUCUAAAGGUGAGACCCAGGACAGCGACCUUCAAUACCACAACCACUUCAUCCAGUGUCCUAUCUCGCAGUUUCACGAGAAGAUCUAGUGAACACAAAACGGUGGAUGACUUGAAGCAUAAAGUCGACAUGAAAAUCGUUUCCCAGGAAAUAAUUGAGCAAGAAUGUGAGCUGCGGCUGUUACGAAACGUUUCGAAUUCUGUCCACUUAGUGAAUAACGCGGAUAAUUUUCGUCGCCUGGCAAUCUCGAAUCGAUCCAACAUGCACUGCCCGCAGAGGACUUCCGAUAAUGCUUUCCCAGAUGACGUAGAGGCUAUUAAAGAAGUCAAAGUAUUACAAUAGUAUCGAAAAGCCGAAAGGAAAAUCUGAUAUCACCAGUGUGGCAUCUCGAUCUCAAACGUUAAGUGAAUAAGAACUGGCAAAAGUUCUGUAUGGCAACUGUAUCGAGAAUGAAUGCAAAAAGCGUUCCAGAUUGGUAACCAAAUUACGAUGAAUAUGACAAUGUAUGAGGACGAGAAGAUGGCACUAAUCAUAGACAACAAUCUAUUCACAAAAAUUGAAAAUAAAAACGUUGGUCAUGUUUGUACGUCAAUAUAUCAACAGUAGGUGAAGAACACGCUUUCAGGUUAUUGUUCCCACAUAAAUCAAUGAGAUUAAUUUCCGUAAUAUUCACUUUCUAAUUUUCGGAAAUUAUCUCUUUCCUCCUAUCAGUGGAGUCAUAUUUCAAGCUGCCAUGUUUGCUCUAAAUUACCUCCCAAAAUCUGUUAAAAUAUGUUUUCUGACUGAGUUAUUGGCUGCAUAUAUGCAUUCAACAAAGCGCCCAACACAUUUCAUGCAUAAAUUGCUAAUUUAUAUCGUAUUAAUUACGUUAGGAGAACGUGCAACACCAAGGCGAACCUCUUGAAGCUACCAUCGCUAGUUAGGUGCCAUCUUCAAGGCUUCCGAUAAAUUGCGAAUAAUUUUCAAUAUUUAUGUAUGUAAAUAUAUACAAAUGCCCGAAAGAUAAAUAUUGUUCAAGUUCGAAGUAUCCAAUGGCUUUUGAGAUGAUAUUGUCGUAAUGAGCUUUUAACGAACAAUGCAGAUUGUAAAAAAGUCAUCUUUAAGAUGAAUGGCGAGGUGAAACUGAAUCGGCCAAAAAUGUACAAAAUUAUAUAUGAAUGUGUAGACGUAUAAUAUCUGGAAGACAAUGGUUUUGCUUUUUCAUUAAACAAUUGUGGAAUGUUUGAAUGUUUGUAACGGAAAUUAGAAUUUGAA